UACCGUGCAGUGAGUAAUGUCCUUCCUCUUGUGGCAAAGGCUUUUCAGCCCCCUCCUGGUAUGAACCUCAGGUGCCCCCCUGCAAUAGUUGCUGCGCGUGCUGCUCUAGCAAAGACUGCCUUCGCAAAGAACUUACGGCCACAACCUCUACCUGCAAAAGUCUUAGUGAUUGGUGUUAUGGGCAUGGCUGCAAAUAUUCCUUUAGGCAUAUGGAGAGAACACACAGAAAAAUUUUCGCCAUCAUGGUUUGCAGCUGUACAUGCAGCUGUACCAUUCAUUGGAAUGCUCAGGAAGUCUGUGUUGAUGCCUAAAGCGGCCAUGGCAUUUACCAUAGCAGCAUCUAUCUUGGGACAAGUCAUAGGCUCUAGGGCUGAACGAUAUAGGCUGAAAGCCGUUGCAAGUAAAAAAUUGAUACUUACUGAAAACUCAACUCCUGCGAACGGUCAACUCGUGGUUAGUGGAGUUAGAGGUGGACACUGCGGUGAGAUUGUUGAUUGGAGCAAAGGUCCUCUGCAGAUUGCUGGCCCCGCUUCAACAACCAGUGUAUUUAGCUGAUGCUUGGAAUCGUUGAUGUUGUAAUGAUAUGUUUCAUGAGGUCGCAUUUGAUCUAUCUUUUCUUUAUGUUUCUUUUUAUCAGCAUACAACAUUCAGCAAUUGAAAAAUAAAGGAGGGGUUGAGCAUUGUUUCUCGUUUAUUGACACAGUUGAUAUAUUUAUAAAAUUUGAGUGUGUUUUCUGUAGCA
Messenger RNA from Nicotiana tabacum (common tobacco), 742 nucleotides. The record is from RefSeq and is a predicted model, not a curated record. Lineage: Eukaryota; Viridiplantae; Streptophyta; Magnoliopsida; Solanales; Solanaceae.